Homarus americanus (American lobster) is the source of this 8066-nucleotide messenger RNA. Its product is annotated as E3 ubiquitin-protein ligase RNF123-like. The transcript has 25 exons. Gene Ontology annotation, cellular component: cytoplasm; nucleus. Lineage: Eukaryota; Metazoa; Arthropoda; Malacostraca; Decapoda; Nephropidae. Gene Ontology annotation, biological process: mRNA transport. The record is from RefSeq and is a predicted model, not a curated record. Bases 345 to 4430 code for a protein of 1361 amino acids. Gene Ontology annotation, molecular function: protein binding; ubiquitin-protein transferase activity.
CAGAAAUAAAAUUAUCUAUACAUGUCAGGUGUGAACGGUUCAUGUUUCUCGAGAGGUAAAAUUAUAUACAAUUUCCAAAAUUUGAUUUAUAAAGACAAAGUCACAAGUUAAAUAUUGAGAGGCGUGAGAUGACAGAGAAUCAAAACAAUCUAUCAGAAGUAAUCAAAGGACCUUGACGAGUGAUUCAUUCAGUAAGAGAAGAAUAUGUUAACUCAUAUUAGUGCUAUUGGAAGCUCUGGAGGCACCGCUUUGUGAAAAUGAAGUGAUAAGUGAAGGAGGACUGAGAGGAGAGCUCUGGAGGAGAUACUGGACUUGGGUGAGGAUUGUUUACUACUGAUAAGAAAAUGUCUGGCAUGAUGGGUAACAACGGAGGAGUUGGGUACCGUGGUGGUGGCAGCGGCCCUCCCUUACCCCACGACAGCCGACAAGAUUUCUCUGUGGCUGGAUCCUCGAUGCACUCUUCUACUCAAACAAAUUACCUGCUAGAUGCUGUGGUGCGGCAUGUUUUUGAAGACGAUUUAAAGCGAUACCGAGGAUCUCACCCAGAUGGCCAGUUUCUUGAUGGUAUAUGUAGUCAGUUGCCAGACUACGGAACCAUACAGUGCCUCCUGCGACUGAUCUUGGAAAACUUAGUCCGGCAUCAGGGACAAUCGCCUCUUUUCCGACCGUGGUCUACUGAAGGCAGACUGGGGCCUUCAAGAGUACUGUUUGACUUCAAGAGUAGUGUGGGAAGUUUUUCAUACAAUUAUGAUAGGUUAGGAGUAAAUUCUCAGGACAAUUUUUCAACCAUACGUGCCAACAGUUGUGUUUAUAAAGCCAAGUGGCAGUAUGAGCUGAUGUUGGGCACGAAGGGAGUGAUGCAGGUUGGCUGGGCCACCAUGGCCUGCCAGUUCUCUCAAGAAAAGGGCGUUGGUGAUACCCCAGAUUCUUAUGCCUAUGAUGGCAACAGACAACGCAAGUGGAAUGUAGCUACCUACAAAUAUGGAGCUAUGUGGCAGUGUGGAGACAUUAUUUCAUGUACCUUGGACCUUGAGGAAGGAAUCGUAAUGUUUUUCAGAAAUGGCAAGUCACUUGGUCCAGCCUUUAGCAACGUUAAAACUGGUCCUGGCAUAGCUUACUUCCCAGCUGUGUCAUUAGCACUUGGAGAAAACUUGAUUGUCAAUUUUGGGGCAACACCUUUCCGUUACCCACAGCCAGGAUUCUCUCCUCUUGAAGCUCCUCCCACCAGUGAUCUAGUGAAGGCCUAUCGAUGUGUAUCGUGGCUCACAAGUCUAGUGAACCUCGACAUGCAUUGGCUUCAGUAUACUGAUCUAGUAAGAAAAGAGGAGCAGCUGAGUGGGGGACGUCGGAAAGCUUGCAUACACCUUGUGGUGCAACACAUUGCUGCACACUUGGGUCCACUGUUGGCUACCCCAUAUGUUGUAGAAGCUUGCCUUGUUCCUGCUCUAGCAGAGCUGGCUGAAGUAACACCAGAUCCACAUGCGAAGAGCACUCCAGCCUCACGUAGACUGGGUACUGAUGGAUUAAACCUUCCCAAAGCACACAUCCUAUUUGACUUCCUUAUGGCUUCCAUGGAGAGUCAUGAACUCCUCAAGUGCCUGGACAAUCUGAUCAUCUGCUUGUUGACUGGCCACAAGCAGGCAGCAGAAAACAUCCUUUUUCGUGGCCAAAAAUACAACCUUCGUUUGUUGUAUGUCAUCCUCUCCCACACCCGCCUCAGGAAGUACUGCCUCAAGCACAUACUCUUCGACAAAGUCAGGUUUUCUAGGUUUCCCAGUUUUGUUAACAUGAAGACAAUUGAUGAAGAAGGCCUUAAUGAAGUGGUCCCAUCAGUUUGGUGGACUUCUAAAGAUGAAACCUUUAUUCAUGGUAAUAAAGCAGCCUAUGAUAAGUCGUGCAACACAAUCCGCUUAGCUGUAGAAGAGGUUGAAGAGAUACAAGUAGCCAUCUUGAGGCAGCUGUUAAAUGCCACUGAUGCUCCCACAUAUCAAGAGAGCAGCAGGGCACUGUUUCUGGCCAAGUUCCGCACUUUCCUCAAGGAGCACGCGCCAGGGUCUAGGGUACCUGUCGUUGGCUACACUCCACUUCCAGUCAUUCUCUGCCUCUUUCACCGUCUUUUAAAAAUCUUCAACGAGCUAUGGAAAAUUGAAUCUCGAGAGCCUGAGGUUGUUAUCCCGCCUCGACUCUUCUACGAUGGGACCGUCAACUACUUUGAUACGCAUCGAUUGGGUGGGCUUGAAUCACACUUAAUGAAGACUCUCAAAAAGGAGUUGGUUAAGGCUCUUCCUAAUACUCACAUGGACACUUCAAAGGUGAUCAGUGAGUUGGACAAUGCAACAGCUGGUGUGAGUUCUGUUGAGGACAUUAACUAUACUAUGCAUAACAGCGAACCCUCAACAUCAGGUGCAGUGUUGGGUAAGGCAUUAGUGUCGGGGGAGCCAACUGUAGAAAGUAGCAUGCGACUCGUCAAUGUCACGCCCGGGGAUGUGGAAGACAAGCCUGGUCAACACGGGAACUCAAAGCUGAUGAGAGAUUCCCUGCUUCAUCUGCUUGAUGGAAUUAUACUGCUGUACCACAUUGGUGCUCACAAGCAGCUGGGCAAGGUGGCAGCACAGAGGGACUCCAUGAAUGACAAUAUCACCCAUGUCUUAGAGAUUGAUAAAAAGAUGAAGUACUGUAUUGAGAAGGGUUCAAGUCCCACCUUACUGAGUGAACUGAAUGGGUCGAGGGAAGUGUUCGUCAACAAGCUGGAGGAGCAGGCAAGGCAGCAGGCGUGGGUCAUCGCUGCCAUACACUCUACAGAGAAGUACUCCCAUCUUGUGUCUCUCAUGCGGGUCAUCCUCUCAACACUCAAGGAUGCUUCCAACGAGGGGGAAUUAUUUGGGUUCGUACCAGAUUUCUACGUCGAGAGCUUGACCGAGAUGUGCACAGCAUUGCGCCUCUACUUCACUGUGCCCCCGGAAAGUAUACCAAGUUCUCAGAAUCUACUCACCAGUGUGGGAGAAUUCCUAGCUUUGCACUUCUGUGAUUCACGAAUUGUCUAUGCUGACAGCAAAGAUUCCCUCAUCCAGGCCCUUGCAGGCUUUGUAUGUCACCAAACAACCCUGACUGCUCUUGAGAAUAUGCCAGAGGGAAGCCGAAAACAAAUGGUUCGAAAUCUUCUCCAGCCUUAUGAAAAUAGAGCAUGGGCACAAAAUAACUGGAUUUUGGUACGAUUUUGGAAAGGCUGUGGAUUUGGUUUCCGCUACACCAAAAGUCCACACAUGACUAAUAAAUUUGGUCCUAAGCCAGCACACACAGACAACCCCAACUUCACCCAAACAACAGCUCCCUGUCAUUCGCUGACAUUCCAGAGACACGUGGUUGAAGUCCUGGAGAGUUCAUCUGACAUAGCCAUACCCUUCCUCAACUCUCUGUUGAACCAGCUCAACUGGGCCUUCUCUGAAUUCAUUGGAAUGUUACAGGAGAUCCAGAAUGCAUCAAACCGUCCGGAACGUGUAUUUAUUGAUUCAAGACAACUCCGCAUAUGUGCAACGUGUUUUGAUUUAGCUUUGGCUCUCCUCCGAGUUCUGGAAAUGAUUGUUAACAUCGCACCACAGUUGUUUACAGAUUUCUCUCGCCCUAAUGCAGAACUUCUCUUGUCAAGGUUAUGUCAGUUGUUAUGCCAAGUUUUCAACCGUGUCAGUGGCUGGUCUGGGUGUUUUGGCCAUGUUGUGGGUCUUGAGAUUCCAGGUCUAGAAACUAUCCACCAGUACCCCAUACUAACAGCGGUGACUGGGAUCCUCGUCACCCUCAUCAGCCACGACUUUGAUCAAGUAAAUCCCAAAGCUCCGGUGGCAACAAGAACCCUUCUGAAUGAGCCCAGUUUCCAGUUAAGUUCUGUUUACCAGUUAUUGGGUGGUCAGGAUAUCAUCAAGGCUACACCAGGAAUGGCAUUUGCUGGAGCAUCUGCCUCAUCAACAGCCUCAGCACCUGACAUAACUAAUCCGUCAAUUGAAGAAGGCUCCGGUGACCUAGAAUAUUUACUCCUGCCGGCUGUUCCAAGGGGAGGAAAUUCUCAAGCAUCAAAUAAUAAUUUGGGCAAUAAAUUUUCCUUAAGGAAUUACCCCGAUGAUGUAACUAUUAUCGAGUUAAAUCAAGUGGAGCGUGUUCUUAGUCAUUUAGAAGCUUGUGUUGAGAGCCGUGGGGAGCCCACCUCAGGGGACGAUGAAGACUCCUUAUGUACAAUCUGUUAUGCAUACUCAGCUUCUGCAGUAUUUGAACCAUGCGCACACUCCUCCUGCAGGGCGUGUGUAACACAGCAUUUGAUGAAUCGAUCUGACUGUUUCUUCUGCAAGACAACAAUACAAGUGGUUACCGACCAGACUACUGGAGCCGUCAUAUACCAAUCCCAGACUUUGGAUAAAUCUACAGACCAAAAGCCAAAGUAGCCAUCCUUUAAUGUGUCACACAAGACACUUGUGCACACCAUGACACAAAGCUACAGGAACUGCUGUUCCUCUUCAGUAGUUGAAAGCUAAUACAGAGAUACUUAUAAGACUGGUGAACAUUUCUAAAGAAACUUGAAACACCUUUUACAGUGUUAGAAACAUAAUCAUGUAAAUUAUGUAUGCUUAAUAUAAACAGUUACUGUGGAACUGCAACCAAAGGAUGAGGUUAUUAAUGCCAGUACUUAAUAUCAGCCUUCUGGUUUGCAUAAUUGUACUUAUAUUGACAUUUUUAUAAAAUAUAAACUCAAGAACCCAGCUGUGUUCUAAUGGUUCCAAGACUGACAAACUGCAAGAAUGUGAGUGCCUGUAGCUCACAUUAUUUAUUUUGAACAUGUGAACUCCAGGUUUUACUUGAUCUACCUUCCCACCUCAAGCAUUUUUUUUGCAUGGGUGUCUUGUAGUCAGUAGUAGCUCCUUGUUUUGUAUCAGGAAAUGGACUAACCUUUUUCAAACAGAAAGUAACUUUCUGUAUUACUAAUAUGAAUUGGUCAAGAAUAGUAAUUAAUUGCUGUUCAUUGACUUAAUAUUAAGGCUUAUUCAUUGCAAUAGUCAGAUUUGACUAGAGCAAAUUAUUUGUUGCUGGGAAGUAUCGACGAUCAAGAUGCUGUCAAUAGUGGAUCGCAUUGGUUAUUCUUGGACAAAUGAAACUUUCAAGGUGUGUGAGAACGUGGUGGUGCAAUUUUUAGAAACAAGUAAUUUAUACUCAGACUUAUGACCAAACUCUCUCCUAAAGUGACUCACAUAUUAUAGCACUAAGUUCAUGGGUAGAGAGUGCAGGUUGACCUCAGACAUUAGUUGCCAGGAUGUAAUUCAUUAUUUAGUUACAUGUUCUUCUUAUAGCCGAGUCCCUGAGAAGGGAACUUUAGAAACAACAGUCACCUUGUAAGGUAGCCAGCAAUGAGUCACAUCAGCACAUGCACACCAGACCUGGCAACUGGGUCAACCAUAUUGAUCUUUUAAAUGCCAUUCUUUCAAAGGCACUGGGUCAUCGGUUUGACAGUAAUCACCUCCCUCCUCCCUUGCCAAGUUUAAUACUGUUGAAAUAUGUGGAUGUUAAUUGGAAAGUUUGUGUGGAUAGUUCCCUUGUGCUCUACUACAGUAUAACUUAUAUGAAAAUAAGAUUAAUACCUUUAGGGAGAUGUAUUUUCAUAUUAGCAAUUGGAGCUCAUUAUUUUAGAAGAUUAAGUUAUAGUGCCACCUCCUCCCAUUAUCUAGUUGACUUCAGACAACAGAGUCACUUAGAGAUGUCAUUUGGUCAUAAAUGAAGGAUUGAUCCUGAAUUUCCAUUUUAUGACUGAGCCGAGGUUAAGCACCACAGACAGUCUCAAACCCUAGUGGGUAGCAUGUUAAGUAGGUUGAAACUGAGGGGGUGAAGUGUUGAAUGUCCAUUUGUGGCCAACCCAGAUGAAAAGUACAGUACACUCCUGCCAGUGUAAUGUCACAACUCAUUGCCACUUACCUUAAAUAGUGAUUAAUGUUUCUAAAGAUUCCUUUUUGAGGAUUUAGCUGUGACAAGAAUGUGUAACUGAUUAAGGAAUGAGUCCUGGCCACAGAAGUCCUGAGGUUAACCUGCUAUAUUGUGUGAGACAUUUAGUCUAGCCUGGGUCAUAAAAGGGAAUUUCAGGAUCCUUCCUUCCUUCCUACCUUUCAAAACACCAAUUAACUUUUACCUGUAUUGCUACAUAGAUGUAGUCGAAAAUUGGUGAGUGUGGUAAAGUGUUCAUCAGUUGUAGGAGUAUGCUAGACACUUGGUCCUUAGUCUAGUGUAUCUUGUUUCUGUUUAUUUAUCAAUGAUGAGAAUCUGUCUGGAGAAAUGAAAAAUGAAACUGUUUUUAAUAACUUUGUAUUGAAUUUUUUAUUAGACAAUUAUGGAUGCAGUUAUCAAAUUUAUAAACAGUACAGUAUCAUUAAAAACAAAAAUUGGUCUUUAUAUUGUGAUUAAGUUGUCUCUGUACAGUUAAUGUUUCUUCAAGUUGUCUUAUCAGUUCCCGAAAUUUGAGGCAUGAUUUUUUUUCUAACUAAAUCUAAGAGGCUAAAUUUUAUAACUUAACUAACUAGAAGUCGUGAGAUUUUAUCACUUAACUUUGAUGCUUUUAUUGUGUGAGUCAGUACUGCAGCAUCAAGGGUUGAAGCUGAGGAAGGGUUUGAACGAAUAUUGCGUAGGUACUUGUCGAAAACCACUCUUGCUUAUAUGAGCGUAAUGGCUUUGUAUGAAUUUUGCACCAGUAUUGAAAACAAAUUCGUGAAUGCACAUAUAUAUGACUAUAUCACACUGCCGAUGUGAGACAAGCAGAGUAUGCUGAUUGUGUAGUGCUUUCCCAUGCACCAUGUAACUGUUGUGAUACUGAUGCACUCUAACGGUCUUUAGCUUCAGCUCCUGCCUUACACUUGCAAUGAACUAUAAGCAAAACGUCCCCAAUUACUACUAGGUAAGUCACCACAUAAUCCAUCAUUAAUCAUUGCUGUAACACCUGCUUUAAGACUUGCUAGAGAUGCCGCUGGUUCACUUAACUAAAAGAGACAUUAUAAAUUGUACAUCAUAAUUGUCAUUGUUGUAACACAUUGAAACUUAACUUUUCAAAAUUUAAGUCCUUAAAGGUAUUUGUCCAAUAAUUAUAUCAAUAUUAAUUAAAAAACUUGAAGAGGUGUUUGAAAUGUGCAGUUAUUUUAGUCAUCUCUUAGUCAAGUUCUUAAUGGUGUAUAUUGUUCAUACUACCCGGUAGGGAAUCAGAAAUAAUUCUUAACUUUUCUAUUUUUGAUGUUUGAUUAGGAAUCUAAGAACUGGAGGCUAAUAAUUCCUACCUUACAUUAAUUGUCAGUUAUGUUGGUGAAUAUUGCCCGAGAGACAAAUUAAAUAAAUUUUUUUUUGUAAGUGUGAAGUGCAUUACCAUUGUUAGUUUGUACUUGGCUCUGAUUAUAAUUAUCUUUCAUUUGUAUUAUAUUCACAUUCUUCCUUUAACAAAGUGAAUAGAUGUAUAGCGCUUUUCUUAUUCUCUUUGUUAUUUUUAUGGUACUGGAUGACAUAUGUAGUAAAAACUUGGAAAGAGAGGUGGAAAGCUCAAAUUGGAGUUGAAUUAAGAUAUUAUAAUGUUGCAGUACAUUUAGAUAUUACCCAAAUAAUUUACAGGAAUAAUUUUUUUAUUGUCCUGUUGUUAAAUGGAGUGGCCUUGUUCUUGUAUUAUUCCAUAACCUACACUGUGAAAUGUUGCCAGAAAUAUAAAGGAACCAUGGUGAAAAGUACUGCUGAAUCAGUAGUGUGGGUUGUCAGGGGAAGACUGUCCAGUGUGCCAAGAAGAAGGGAAGAAAUGAACCCCCUGAGGCCCCCUGAUAUAUAUCUGAUGUUGGGCAGUGAAUAAUAUGUUUGGGGCAGCCCUUUCCAUUUUAACAGUAAGACAAUAAGCAAGAUGAAAACAUUUUAUAUAAGGCAGAACAUGAGCAUCUACUUAUUUAGUGAAGUGAAUUUUUUAUUAACUCCUAGAUAAUAUAUUUACUUGAUUUUAUCCAAUGGUUUUGUUUCACAUUAUGAUUCUCCAUUGUAUUUAACAACAGACUGUGUAAAUAAAACUACAGAAUUGU